This is a messenger RNA of Liolophura sinensis, 3130 nucleotides long. Its product is annotated as LON peptidase N-terminal domain and RING finger protein 1-like. Gene Ontology annotation, molecular function: ubiquitin protein ligase activity; protein binding. NCBI's taxonomy places the organism in Eukaryota, Metazoa, Mollusca, Polyplacophora, Chitonida, Chitonidae. The record is from RefSeq and is a predicted model, not a curated record.
UCACAGAAUAAAACAGUUCUGUGCCAGUAAGGUGUUGUACUAUGACGGUGAGCGAAUUGGAGGUGGAUCCUUCGGCUCUGUGUUUGUCAUCUUGAUGGUGAUCUGGUGACUAAGGGACACAACAUGGUAGAUCUAGCCAAACAAGCCUUUUCUACCAAUAAUUUUGACUUGGCGGCCGAAAUCUACGAGAGGUCUAUCAAGGAAAAUGGCCCCGCUGUGGAUUUGUACCUGGGUCUGGCCGACAGUUUUGCACGCAGUGGACACUUUAGAAGAGCCUUCGAGACGUACUCUCAAGCCUUCCGACUGGGUGUAGUGUUCCCUGAGAAGUUAAAACAUUUGGUGACGUCUUUGAUAGAGACUGUGGCCCGGAAGGACAGCAGUCCGUUCCGCGGCAGAAGCUGCUCAUACAUGUUUCUCUGCACAGCUUGUCGUGGUAUCCUCAAUGAUCCCGUCACUAUCCCGUGUGGCCAUUCAUUCUGUCGAAAAUGUCUGGAGAGAGAUUUGACCAAAACUUGUCCGACGUGUGGAGCGACGCAUUAUUUUAUGAAGAUUAAUUAUAUCAAGUCGAACAUUUUACUGGCCCGUGUUGUGGAAAAGUGGUUUCAUCAACGAAAGGCUGUGAAAUUGAAAGCUGAAGCCAACGAACAAUUUGCAAAAAGGAAUUUUGAAAAAGCUAUACACCUUUAUUCACAGGCCCUACAUUUAGCUCCACAUGAUCAUCUACUAGCCAGCAAUAGAUCACAUGCCUAUGCAUCUAUAUAUAAAUUCAAGCAGGCAUUAGCUGAUGCAGAUUUAGUGAUAUCCUUACGACCAGAUUGGCCAAAGGGAUAUUUCCGUAAAGGUUGUGCAUUAUUCGGUCUUGCCGACUACGAAGGUUGUGUUGUUGCUCUACUUCAGUGCUUGGCAUUGGAUUCUGAGGUCACCUCUGCUAAAAACUAUUUAUCUAAGGCUCUACAUAAGAUCCUGUCUCCUCUACCUCCGGAUGAUGUGAAAAGUGCUGAGCUCCAGAGCACACUGCACCCAUCCCCCCUCAGGAAACUCAUCAAUGCAAAUUUUGAUAUGGACGCUCUGCUGCCUCAUAUAGCUGCUGAUACUUUGCUACAUCUGCAAAAUGUUAUUCAAGAUACCAUCACCACAGCAGUCAAUUUCUCCAGAGUUGAGAGCCUGCCAGAGGUGGGAAAACCAGAGCCCUGCUCUGAAGAGAAGUGUUGGCAGAACCAAGCUGACUGUUUAGGAGCCUCUAGCUCUGGAAGUCCAGUUAGAUGCAAUUCGGCUCCGACGUCUUCCUCUAGCUCCCCGAGGCUGGUGGUCAAACGACCUCACUCAGGCUCCUUGUCUCCGCUGCAGGUCACCCAGGAGCAGAUCCACUCUUGCCGCAAGCGCUUUCACGAACCUCUCAGUCCCACUCGCCAAGCUAACAAACAUGCAAAGUCGGAAACAGAAGAGAAACCCCAACCUAAAGUGGAGUCCAUUUUCCGUGUUCCCCAAGAUCUGGUGAAUGUGGAGGAUUUUGAUUGUAGUUUGUGCUACCGCUUGAUUUAUCAACCAGUAACUACUCCCUGUGGACACUCCUUCUGUCGCCAAUGUCUAGAUCGGUGCCUGGAUCACAGGAGUGUAUGUCCCUUGUGUAAAAGCUGUCUGGCUGAGUAUCUUGCUGAGCGCAGACAAGCCGUGACUGAGGCUAUACAGACAAUUGUGGAGACGUACUUCCCCAUGGAAAGCAAAGAUAGAAAACAGCUUCAUGAUGAAGAAAUGACAGAGCUGGCCAGGAUGGGUUCAGACAAACUACAGGAGAUUCCCAUUUUUGUGUGUACCCUGGCCUUCCCGUCUUUGCGGUGUCCACUCCACAUAUUUGAGCCUCGUUAUCGACUGAUGAUCCGUCAGUGCAUGGAGUCCGGGACAAGGCAGUUCGGCAUGUGCAUGUCACGCCUUGGCGAAAACAAUGAGGAGACAUUUGCCGACUUUGGGACUAUGCUAGAGAUACGUGAUGUCCAGUUUUUCCCUGAUGGGAGAUCUAUUGUUGAUACGUUAGGAGGGAAGCGGUUUAAAGUGUUGAGUCGAGGAAAUCGAGACGGGUACAACACAGCAAAGAUAGAGUAUUACAAUGACAAUGCUGUGUCAGAGGAAGAAGUCAAGGAACUGAACAAGAUGCAGGAGGAGACAUACAAGGAUGUCCAGCGCUGGCUUAAGCAAUUGCCUGAGGGUCACCAGAGGCGGAUCGAGGAGCACUUUGGGGAGUGCCCCUUACCUGACCCACAGUCUCAUCUGAGCGGGAAUGGACCCAACUGGGUGUGGUGGGCGGUCGCAGUUAUGCCCCUUGAUCCUCAGAUACAGCUAGCCAUGUUGGGGAUGAAGUCAACCCGGGAGCGUCUGCAGGCGCUAAAGCGUGUGCUAAACUACCUGAGGCGGCGUGGGUCGCAAUGACUAUGGUCGAUGAGGAUCUUGGAAGUGGCACUAAUUGGCUUUCUGGGAUGGGCGAUCUUAAGGCUGGGAUGAAGUUUGCAACAGAAUCUGACUCACAGUAAGCAGAAGGAAAAGACUCUUGACUGACAAAACAACAGGUGUCUUAUAUACAGGGUAGUGAUAAACAUCUGACUCAAAAUCAGCAGAGGGAAAGACUUCAGCAGAUAACAGAUUUCCUAUACACAGGGUAGCGAUGAACAUCUGACUCACAAUCAGCAGAGGAAAGACUUCGGCAGAUAAAUUACAUCUGAUCCACACCUAAUCACUCCCCUUGCUCUCCCUCCACGAUUCAGCAGGGGUGAUGGACUUCAUAUUGAGAGAAAAGCUUUUAUGAAGAUCGUGAGAUGGCACACACUUUCAAGUCUUCCUUCUAACAUGCGUUCAAGCUGUUGAAAUCAGGGACAGCAAUCCUAGUUCUUGGGCUGCUUUUGGAAGAUAUCCUAAUGUUAAAAUGCUAAUCUCUGGUCUUAGCUGACUUGGGUUGAUGGUCUAUGUAGUUGGCUCUAACUGUUGACACUGGACAUAGACUCCUCUAACUGUUGACACUGGACAUGGACUCCUCUAACUGUUGACACUGGACAUGGACUCCUCUAACUGUUGACACUGGACAUGGACUCCUCUAACUGUUGACACUGGACAUAGACUCCUCUAACUGUUGACACUGGAC